GGAGUCCACUCGUGGAUUUAGCAGAAAACGUUUUACAGUCAUGCGGAAGAAUUUCGGUGAUUUAACAUACACUGCAAUGGUCUGGUAAAAUGUCUUUAACAGAGGGACAUAUUUUGAACGUGUGGAUAUUUUUUAGUGUCUUUCUUCGCUUUGGGAUUUUUACAGAUGGGCAGAUUGUGUAUUCCAUAACGGAGGAGGUAAACCCAGGCACGGCAGUUGGAAAUUUAGCUAAGGAUUUUAACUUGAAUUUACAGGACAUUGAAAGACGUGGAUUUCAAAUUGUGUCGGAGACCAACCGAAGGUAUUUCGAUUUAAAUGUGAAGACUGGUAUUCUGCUAGUUAAGGACAGAAUAGACCGAGAUGAGAUAUGUGAACAGAAUGUGAAGUGUUCUUUACCUCUAGAAGCAAUUGUUAACUCGCCUUUAAAUAUAUACAGAUUUGAGGUAAAUGUACUUGAUAUUAAUGAUAACUCACCAAUAUUUCCUACGGCAAAGACAACCCUAAAUAUUUCAGAAUUAGCUUUUCCAGGGGAGCAGUUCGCUCUGCCGAGCCCGUUUGACGCAGAUGUGGGCAGUAAUUCGGUAAAGAGCUACAAACUGAGUCCGAAUGAACACUUUUCUCUCGAUGUUCAGAGCGGAGGAGAGCCGAGUGUGUCUGCUGAAUUGGUGCUACAAAAAGCUUUAGAUCGAGAGAAACAGCCGGUGAUAGAGCUCACACUAACCGCUGUAGACGGAGGAAAACCUCCAAGAUCAGGAACAAUGCAGAUAAUUGUAAAUGUAGAAGACAUCAACGAUAAUAUUCCUGUUUUCAGUAAAUCGUUGUAUAAAGCUCGCGUAAAUGAAAACGCACCACCUGGUACUUCCAUUAUUAGAGUUCAAGCCAGCGACCCAGAUGAGGGUGUCAAUGGUGAGAUUGUUUAUGCUUUAGUCAAUCACAAUAACGAUAAACACGUAGAUUCAUUUUUAAUACAUCCGGAAACUGGCGAGAUUACAGUGAAAGGUGAUGUAGAUUACGAAAGAAAAAAUGCUGUGGAGCUCCGCGUGCAGGCAAAAGACAAAGGGCAUAAGCCAAGACCUGCUCUUUGUAAAGUGCUACUGGAAAUUGUUGACAUUAACGAUAAUGUUCCAAAAAUCUCUGUAACAUCUUUAGUUAAUACUGUAAAAGAAGAUGCUCCGAUUGACACAAUGGUUGGAAUGAUAACUGUAACUGAUAGUGAUGCUGGUAAAAAUGGACAGGUAACUUUGAAGAUUCAGGGCUCUGCUUCUUUUAAAGUUCAGAACUCAUACAAUAAUUAUUAUACUUUAGUUGUUAAUGGGCCUUUAGACAGAGAGCGCGCGUCUGAGUAUAACGUGACUAUCACAGCUACUGAUGAAGGCACUCCGCCUCUCUCUAGCACCAGUGUCAUUACUGUACACGUUUCUGAUGUGAAUGACAACGCGCCGCGCUUUCCAGAGCCCGUCAUUAAUGUUUAUGUGAAAGAGAACAGUCAGAUUGGAGCUGUUAUUCAUACUGUAUCUGCUUUUGAUCCUGAUGUAGGUGAUAAUGCUCGGAUAACAUAUUAUUUACUAGAAAGCUCGAAAAGCGGCCCAGUAACAUCCAUGAUCAACAUAAACUCUGACAGUGGAGAUAUACGCAGUUUACGGUCGUUUAACUAUGAGGAGAUAAAAACGUUUGAGUUUAAAGUUCAGGCCACAGACUCUGGUGUUCCUCCGCUCAGCAGUAACGUGUCUGUCAAUGUUUUUAUCCUGGAUGAGAAUGACAACAGUCCCCUAAUAAUUGCACCAACAUACUCUGUCCAUGGUGCUGAAAACGCAAAUGUUCUUAUCUGCUUUACAUUCAGGGGGUUCGUGAGUUGA
This is a messenger RNA of Sinocyclocheilus grahami, 1856 nucleotides long. RefSeq names its product protocadherin-10-like. Gene Ontology annotation, molecular function: calcium ion binding. Gene Ontology annotation, biological process: homophilic cell-cell adhesion. The transcript is spliced from 2 exons. Gene Ontology annotation, cellular component: plasma membrane. The record is from RefSeq and is a predicted model, not a curated record. Bases 90 to 1856 code for a protein of 588 amino acids. NCBI's taxonomy places the organism in Eukaryota, Metazoa, Chordata, Actinopteri, Cypriniformes, Cyprinidae.